UGUCAAAUGUCAAAGUAGGAUUUUGAUCUGAAUAUUGCGAAUUGGUUUGUUAUUAUUUCCUUUUGCAGAUUGUGCCCUAAAUAUUCAGUGUUAUUGAAUUUAUUCUUAGUGUUUGUUUAUAAUACGACAACACUUUAGUUAAGUGCCUUUCUGAACGCCUCUUUCUGUAUCAACAAACGGUUGGUAACCUUAAAAAAAUUAAGUGAACAAUGCCGACUUCGACAAUGUAUUUGUAAUCAUGGAUUCUUCUAAAGAUUCUGCGUCCAUGAGGAAUUCUGUAAAGCUAGAUGGCGAAGGAGAAAAUAGUAAAAAUUAUAACGACUCUCCUAAUCCAACAGGGCCAAGAGACUCUCCUGAAAACUUAUUUACAUCGACCUCCAAUCCAAGCUCGAGCUUUGUUCCCUCGAACGGACCUCAGUCGAAUCAUGUAAAUUCAUCAUCCAACAAUGAAUCAGCCUGCGAAGCUAGUAAGUUUAGUGAAAAUAUUCCCGGAACUAGUAAAGCCCUAAGUACUUCUACUCAACCACAAUUUUGUAAUAAUAAAGUAACAAAUUCUACAAUUGACGCACCGGACCCUGCGGUUGCUGGCAACAGUAGGUCCAUUCCAACCCUGUAUGACAAUGGCACGGAUAGCAGCCAGGACAAACAAACUUGUCAGAAACAUAAGGUGUGCUUAGACAAGGCAGGCAGCAGUAGUCUGCCAUCAACAAGUGGGACUAGUAAAACUAGUGAGAAUGCAGAGUGCAGCCCUUUCAGAGAGAACAGGAAGAGACCCUCGAGUCUGAAGCUUAACCGGCCUAACCUAGAUGAUGACAGCUCCAGUGAUACUGGCAAUGAUGAUUAUUCUUUGGGAUCAGAAGAUGGGUGCAUCUACACAUACAGGGGUGGAGAACAUUUGGCUGACUUACCAAGUUCAUUCUUUAGCCUAGACAUGGGCUUGCCUUUAGACAAACAUCUAGCUAUGCCUAAUUUCCCCGGGCCCCCGCAGGCCGCAGCUGCUGGUAGAGAACAGGGUUCACGAGCUUCUAGCCCUGACAUGGAUUUUUUGGAAAUGGAUUUUGAUCCUGGACCCUCAUGUGAAGUGGAUACUGGUGAUGAAUCAUCCCCUGAUGCUGAUUUGGAAUCUGCUAGCAACAUGCCAGAGGAGAAUGAGCCUGUGUUGGUGAGAGGAACGUCUCCAGAGUAUAUUCCUCCUGUUAGGUAUAAUCCUGUGAGUGUGCCACCGCCACUACCAUCGGGGUCUCAUGGGGAUGCAGACCUAUAUUCAUACAGUGUGCCAUCAACAAGUCGAGGAGUUGGGGGUCAAGGGGAUGCUCCUGAGAGCAGUAGCAGCCAUAAUUAUGUGGAUCAGAACUACAGCUAUGGACCAUACAUCACCCAUGUUAACUCCAGGGGAGAACAGCUGAUAGUUAGGAGAACAAUGGCACAUGGACCUAUUAACUUUGCAGGCAGCCUUCAUUUUACAAGUGGAGACUUGGUGUCACCCUCAGAGCUACUAUGUUAUGAUGAUGAACAUGUGGAAGCAUUUGCUCACCAAAUCAACCAGUCCACACUUGAUACUGCAACCCUGUCAUCAGCCCUGUACCAUGUUACAAUGGCUAAGAAACUGAUCGCUGAGAAGGCUCGGUGUGAUGCUGAGAACCAGGCUACUGCUAAGGCGAGUGAAGCAGCGGCCAGCACUAGUACGAGUGCAGCGUGCGUGGAGCCGCCGCGGUGUAUGAUCUGGUCGGAGUGCGAGGCCUGCGAGCGACAGGUCACGCAGAUUAGCACCUCGGCCUGCGGAGCCACUGCUGUCGUCAAUGUUUUUAAUGCGUUGGGUGUUCCCGUGAAUUUAGAGAAGAUAAGUUCAUCCGUCUGCACCAGACAGCGAGCUAACACUGCUCCGUUACCAAGAUACUUGCUCUCCCGCGCCGUGGCUGGUUGUACUGCAGCGGACCUGGUCUCCGGCAUCCACAGAGCUUCAGAUGGUCUGGUCACUGCCAGGUUCUUCCCAACAUACCCUGAGAGAGCCAUCUCACUGUCGCACUGGCUGGCUGAUUGGAUUACUGUUGGUGCAGUACCAAUUUUAACCCUGAACUUGCAAGCCGGCUACGAAAACGACAUCCCAGAUGCAUGGCACCAUCAGAUGGUCUUCGGAGUGUCUCCACGAGGAGUGUACCUAUGUAACCCAGUAGAAUGCAUCCGUGAAGCCACCCUGUGGCAGCAUCUGACGUCACCAUCAGUGCUGCUGGUCAAAACUAGGGAUGUCCUGUCAAGAUUCACUGCGGAUACUGAUCUCUCACCGUUGAUGGUCGUUCCUGAUCGACGGUUCCAUACUUUUAAUGUGCUUGGUCAAGUAAUAAACGUGAUCCGCGAAUGGCGUGCCAUUGGCUGGGGAGACUACGGUACGCGGACGCGCCACAUCCGCAUCCCGGCGUCGUACCAGGCCGGCGUCACCGUGGCGGCGCUCACCGGCUCCGAGGCCCACCGCCGCCUCACCGUGGCGCCCCAACUGCCCAUACUCACGCAAACUGAGCCCUGAGCACGGUGUAUGUACUACGUUUUAUAUAACUUUUAAAUUAUAUGUGCAGUCAGCCUAGCUAUUUAGUAUGCAGUUACGAAAAUGUAGAUUAAGUUUGGUACAGAGACUGUUAUCACAUAUCAACAGCCUAUAAGUGUCCAGAUACAGCUACGCGUACAAGAAAUUGUAUGCAAAUGAAGCCAUAUUUUGUAAUGUUCGGCUCAACUCCCAACCAAUUGUUACUGUAAAACUACUGAAACCACUAUAACAAUUUUCCCAAUAUCUAUUCUAUUAGAACUCGAAUUCUAUAUUCACUAUUUUUUACUGUUGUACUCUCUGUACUCAAUCAAUUAUUAUUUUCUUUACGGUAUACUAAAUAACUAGGCUAGUUGUACUUCAAUGUUAGGGACGGGUAAGCGGCUGAGUAUAUUGCCGCGCAAUUUAAGGCUGAGAAUUGAUUACGUGUUAUUGGGUCGAGUUCACUGAUAGUUUUGUCUUUAUCACACUGUCUGUCUAACUAUAAGUUAAAAAGAGACGGCAAUGUAUUCUAAGUAAUGUAUAUUUGGUUUCGUUUAAUUGAUGUUGCCGUCCUUAUCUGAUUGGUUUGGUUUUACGAUGGUGUCAGAGGGAUAAAACAUCGAAUACUCGACCUAUGUUCACUUGAGGAGUAAGGUUGUUGUUCCGAAGCGUCGGAUGUAUUUAGUGUUUCACAACACUGGGUGGUUUAAAGUGCACUCAAUUUUAGGUGGUAUAAGAGUGAUUGUGUGUUCUGAAAAUUGGUGAUAGGUAGCCCAAAUGGGGAUUCGCGCGACGAUUUAUUCAGCUAUUUGUAUUAUAAGUUUGCGUUCUAUAUCGGCAAAUAUGUAGUGAUAUGAUAUGUUUAUAUUGACUGAAUUGGUAGCACUACCCUAAAAGACGUUGAAUUUUCUCCCAAUCAUCUCAUGGUUGGCGAUAGAAAAUGUUAUUCCACUCGCGACUGAUGUCUCUGUUUGGUAUUGAAAAUGCCAAUUUGUGCACGCCAAAUAGAUGUAGAUAUUCUAUUAUGAACGUAGUGAAUAGUAUUAAUAAGGUAUAUUAUUGAACAACGGUUGAGAUGUUGGUAUGAGAGAAUGAAUUGGCGCUAAAAUUUAAAAUAGAGAGAAAUAAUGGCCGUGGCUGAAUAAUCGACCUUAGGUUUUGUUAAUUUAACUCUGUAUUCGUGUACAAUGCAUAAUCGCAUCAAUGUAUUCAUAGAAAGUUGGAGAACUUUACUAUAAACAAUGUUCUAUUGGGAACAUAGCUAUUGUAGUUGAUUAUUUUAAAAAUGAAAUGCAGCAAGCAUACACAUUUCUGCGUAUAUCGUAACACUUACCUUGUAUUCAUAAAAAAACUGAAACUGUUUUAACUGUAGAAUACUUUACUCUUUUGUUUUACAUUGUAAAAAAAUAUUUAUUCACCACUAUUUAAUUAUUCGUAAAACCGUUUUCCAAAAUGAUUAGUAAACUUUUCAGUACGCUUAGUACGACUUUGCUCGUUCGGCGAUCUUAUUGGUUGCUUUAUUCGAGCCGGCCAAUCAGAGCGCGCUGUCGUUUCGAUUACUUUAAACGUAAAGCAAACUCAUGCUAAGUGUACAGUUUUCUACAUGAAAGAAAGUUACAAGGUUCUACAGUUAAAAUAGGUUUAUAAUGAAUAAAACUUAGUUAAAGAGGACCACCGAAUUAACGAUAUAACUAACUAUAAUAAUAUGUAUUAGAAUUAAUUUGAUCUGAUCACAAUUGAUAUCAACGUAAGGUAUUAAUAACUAUUAGCAAUCACAUUGAUAAGAGCUUUCUCAACUAAACUAUAGUCUAAUCACAUUUACAAGUUACAUUCACCUAUUUUGAUAUAAGUACGUAAUUAUUAUUAUCAUUUCAAAUUUAUAAUUUGCUUGUUUAUCAUUAUUUCUCAAUAUAAAUGUUGAUUUUGACCUUAAUCCUUAAUUUACGUUGACUUGCACUGCAGGCGGCACUAAUCAUAACGCAUUAUUAAAAACCAAUACUUAGGAAGUUAGAAACGUGAUAAAUGUUUAAAAGAACACAUUUUAAAUGCUACUUUAAUCUAUAGAGCAUAAGGUUUAUGUUUAAAUAAUAAAUCAUCUUGUCAACCACACAUUUUAAGAUAAGUAGAGGGAGCCACUUGAGUUUAUUGCGACACUAUUUGUAGGAGCUCUUAGCCGCGGUGCGUGAGUACCGGGAACGCCGAUGUCUGUGUACACCAAGCAGCUUUAUUGAACUGAACUAAAUGUAACAUGUAAACGAAACUUAUAAUUACGUAUGACAAUGUGAUCGCGGAUCUUUUUCUUCUCCUCUAAUAACAUCUUCUGAUUUGUUUCGUUGCGGGAUCCAAGACAGUCAUUCAUUUCCCUGGGACGCGCCGGACUUCAGUGAUCCGGUGUUUUCAUGUUAUCUACUGUAGAUACUGGCUUACAGGAGUUGCAACGGUAUGGGGGGUUGUGGCGGGCUUGUCCCAUAAAAACAAUGUGAUCGCGGACGUCAGCAUGAAAUUGUCGAGCGUGCUCGCAAACACUAUUUAUACUGUACCUGUUUGUUUAUUCAUACAUAUAGCCAUCCAUAUUGUAUUAUUACUUGUUCCAUUGAGGUACGCGUCCACAGGUCCGCAUCGUACGCAUCGCACGCACUGCACGCAUUCCGUAUGACGUCAUCAGCAAUACCUACGUAUACGUACGAUGCGUGCGAUGCGUACGAUGCGGACAUGUGAACGCUUACCUUUAUUAAACCUAUAUCUACGAAUAUGCACAAAAUAACGUAUUAUGUUAUGAUUAUUAAUUAAAUAUUAUUAUUUCUUUAUGUUUAAACUUGAGUAUUUACGUUUAUAGGGCUGCACUUGCGUCGCUCAAACUAUAAUUUGAUAUAUUCAUUGUAUAAUAAUAAUAGUAGUAUAGUUAUCUACUUAGUAAAAAUUUUUCGUAAACUGAUACUGUUUUAUUGGCUAAAUUUUAUUAGCCAAAACAGAUUGUAAAUAGAUUUUGUAAGGAAUAAAUAAUGUUAGUCAAUUGGUGCUUACUAGUCAAAAUUAUAUUAGCACGUACUAUUAGUCUGCUAUUUUAACUCGAAACAUAAUUCUCUAAAUUUUAGAUUCUCUUAUAAAAACUUUGACUAAAUGACUCGUAGUUUCGCUGUGGGAUGGAGAUAUCUCUAUCUCCUUCUCUCUUUUUCUCUUUACACUAGUAAUGUACUGGUAAUUUCAAAAAUAACUUUGGUGUUUAUUUAAAAAUGUCAUAAUUGAAAGCUUUAAACCUCUUCUGAGAAAGGUCUGUCUUCUCUGAGAUAGAAAACAUAAGAACAAUAUCUUUCAUAUCACCAAUUUAAAACAUCUUCCUUAUACAAUACAGGUAAUUUUUCUGUGGCAGUUACAAAGAUUUGUGUUUCAAAUUAAAAUAUCAGACGCGUUGUAGUAAUUUCAAACACAAGUAUACCGAUGUUUGUAAACGUGGAUGCACAUGAUGCUAACGCUUAAAUCUGUACUCUAUUUACGUUAACGAGAACUGUUACGAGGUUUAUUCAAUGUUCUAGAACAUUCUAGCCGAAGAUUACCGAAUGCUUCCGAUUUUUUCCGAAUGUAUUCCUUUGCUGUACAAGUACAGUACUGGGCAACUAUUGAGACACUAUUUAUUUGAGUCUGUUCAACCGGCAAUGUAUUUAAAUCGUGUUGCUUAAACAUACUACUGAAAGAAGCAAAUUCAAAGAGGAGAUGCCAUAAUGUGAUUGUGCAGUGACAAACAAAUAGACCCUGCCUAAUGAUAUUAGUGUAGUAAAAAAUGUAGAUAGGUUAUAAGAGCUCAGAAAGUGGCAACUUGUUUGUAGUAUAGGACUGCAUGUUGGAAAAUAGAGAAGGGUGCGGUUUGUAACGUCUCGCGCUCCCUGUAAAGUUUCAUGCAAUGUUAAAGGGUGUCCAGUGAUGACAUCUUCUCUUUGUAUUCGCUUCAUGAUGAGACCCUAGGCUAAUUCACAGAAGCCUAAACUAAACAAAUUAAAUGCAGCAGCAUGUUAUUAAUUCAUACUUUCAUAAGUAUUUUUUGUUAAGUGUUCACAGUGUAGUAUAUGAGUUGAACAACAAUAACUAUUAUACAGAUGAAAUUACAAUUUCUCAAAACAAUUCUAAUAUAUUAUGUUUCUUUUUCGACUUGUCUCUGGCUCUAGUCUAGAAGCUUCUGAAUGGUUGUCACGUCAUCGUCGGUCUUGUGUGUUUCCCGCCAUAUUUCCAGGCGCCAUUUUUGUUUUUAACAUUUAUAUAUUAUAACCUCGUAACAAGCGUCUCAAAAUAUUGUGUAUUAUAUUUUGCAAAGUGUUUAAGUUAAGUUUUGCAUUUUACGUUAGUUUAGUACUACUGCUGUUUACUAGGGGUCAGUGACACUACCCCUUAUACUCGAUUAUAUAAAGCAAUGUCAUGUAUAACAUUAUAUUUUUGGAAUAUACUAUGAUAGUACCCA
Messenger RNA from Spodoptera frugiperda (fall armyworm), 6968 nucleotides. RefSeq lists its product as uncharacterized. The coding region runs from base 239 to 2521 and encodes 760 amino acids. The transcript has 7 exons. The record is from RefSeq and is a predicted model, not a curated record. Lineage: Eukaryota; Metazoa; Arthropoda; Insecta; Lepidoptera; Noctuidae.